GCGCAUGCCCGACGGGUUUUACGCUGAUCUUGGGUGAUCCCAACUUCCGGAGAAAGAGGAGAAGUCUCUCACACGAUUACCCUGACUAGGCCUAUCGCUUCUCACCUGUAGGCAGCUGUGCGGUGUCUCGGCGAUGACCAUGGUCCUAUGAUUGACAAUUUCUAAGCUAAUGACCUUUUUAAGGAUUUAGUAGGCGUCACUACACACGCCGCUUUGAGUAAACGCCACAUCGUUAGAGCCACCGGUUUGAGCGUUACCCCGCGACUGCCAGCUAGUUAGCUAGCUAAAGACGAAGCUAGCUAUUAGCCAAGCGAGCCCCUCUAAAUUAGGUCCUGGUGUAUAUUUCAAGAUGUCAACUGCGGGGUUUAACUCCCAGAAUGGGACAGGACAGACCUAUGCAAAUGGUCCGUCACAGAAUCCAGUUGCCCCGCAUCAGCUGCCAGGGGUCGGCUAUGGCUCGACCCCCCAACAGACGUACAAUCCAAUGCAGGCCAAAGCUUCCCCGCUGCCUGGCCCACCCGGACCCUACCCCGUCUGUUCCUACCAGCCAGGCGCACCGUUCGCUUCCUACCCGGCUCCCUCGGGCCAGUCGAUGCUGACCAGGCCUAUGAUGGGGGGUCCUCCCUCCCACACCCCUCCACAGUCCGCCAGCCCUGGUCCUAGGCCGCCCCCUGCACAGGCCACACCUCCUCCCUCGAUGUCUUCUAGUAGCUACUACACAAACCCCCAGCAGACCCCGGCAUGGCAGUACAACACAGCUCCUCCACCGAUGGGGGCUCCCACUUCCAUUAGCACGCCUCCCCGAGGCCCGGCGCCCCCCCACGUAAGCCCAACUGCGAGCUCGACAGGGUCGUCAACGGCUUACAGCCCUGCAGCACCACCCCCUCAUGUGUCCCAUGGUGUCACCCAACCGCCGGGCCCGCAGAUGCACCGAACCCCUCUGCACGGAUACCCCCCGCCAGGUUCUGGCCCCCCAUCAAUGGCUCCCAUGGCUCCGCACACAUACCAGCCAAACAGAGCUCCCUUUGGGCCCCCACCCACAGGCCCACUACCAUCUAUGAAUCCAGCACCCCCUCCCAUGGGACCCCCAAUGGCCCACGCAUCACCCCAACCCCCCAAGGCAGACGCUCAGUGCGGGGGUGCCGCUAACAGCACCCUCCCCCCCACUGAGCACGACUGCCAGGAGGGUGACAUUGAAUGUCCAGGGACCGGCCCACAAGCAACAAACAGCUUCAAUCAUGUUGACAACAGAAUGGGCGGCUCGCCUCAGCCCGGCCCGCCCGGUCGGCACUUGGGGGGCCACUACCCCACCCUCCCCCCCGGGUACCAGAACGCUGCGCCCCCCCCAUCUGCCAUGCACCCCGCCAUCCAGGCCGCCACGCAGCCUUACAGUCAGGCCCCUCAGCCGUACCAGCAGCCACUUGGGGGCCCAGGUCCGGCCCAGCUCAGCCCGUCCCUGGCGGCCAUGAGCCUGCAGUCCAGCACCCCCGAGGCCCUGAGGGUAGUCAACCUGCUGCAGGAGAGGAACCUGCUGCCGCCGAUCCCGAUCCCCCCCCCAACCCCCUGCCUCCAACAGGAACUGCAGAAGAUCAACUGCAACCCCGAGGUGUUUCGUAGCACGCUGACCAGCAUCCCUCAGACCCAGUCGCUGCUCAACAAAGCCAAGAUGCCUCUGGGCCUGCUGCUGCACCCCUUCAAAGACCUCUCGCAGCUUCCUGUGGUGACGUCCAGCACCAUUGUCAGGUGUCGCUCCUGCAGAACCUACAUCAACCCAUUCGUGUCCUUCCUGGACCAGAGGAGGUGGAAGUGCAACCUGUGCUAUCGGGUCAAUGACGUUCCAGAGGAGUUUAUGUACAACCCGGUCAGCAGAUCGUACGGAGAGCCUCACAAGAGACCCGAGGUGCAGAACGCCACCAUCGAGUUCAUCGCCCCCUCUGAAUACAUGCUGAGGCCGCCGCAGCCCGCCGUCUACCUCUUCAUCCUCGACGUGUCCCACAACGCGGUGGAGACGGGCUACCUGAGCGUCUUCUGCCAGUCGCUGCUGGACAACAUCAACGGGCUGCCCGGCGACUCGCGGACGAAGAUCGGCUUCGUCACCUUUGACAGCACCAUCCACUUCUACAACCUCCAGGAGGGGCUCUCUCAGCCUCAGAUGCUCAUCGUGUCCGACAUCGAUGAUAUCUUUUUACCAACACCGGACAGCCUUCUAGUAAACCUCAACGAAUGCAAAGAACUGGUGCAGGACCUGCUGAAGAGCCUCCCCACGUUGUUCCAGAAGACCAUGGAGACCCAGUCUGCCCUGGGUUCGGCCCUGCAGGCGGCCUACAAGCUGCUGCUGCCCACCGGCGGGCGCAUGUCCGUCUUUCAGACCCAGCUGCCUAACCUCGGGGUGGGGGCGCUGCAGUCUAGAGAAGACCCCAACCAGAGGGCUUCUGCCAAGGACAUCCAUCACCUGUCCCCAGCCACUGACUUCUACAAGAAGCUGGCUCUGGACUGCUCCGGGCAGCAGGUGGCAGUGGACCUGUUCCUGCUCAGCUCUCAGUACUGCGACCUGGCAUCGCUGGGUUGCAUAUCCAGGUACUCAGCAGGGAGCGUCUACUACUACCCCUCCUACCACCACCAGCAUAACCCCGCCCAGGUGGAGUGCUUCCAGAAGGAUCUGAAGAGGUACCUGACCAGGAAGAUCGGCUUCGAGGCCGUCAUGAGGAUACGCUGCAGCAAAGGUAUGUCCAUCCACACGUUCCACGGGAACUUCUUUGUGCGCUCCACGGACCUUCUGUCCCUCCCCAACGUCAAUCCCGACGCCGGCUUCGCCGUGCAGAUGUCUAUCGAGGAGAACCUGGACGACAUGCAGAAUGUCUCCUUCCAGGCCGCGCUGCUGUACACGUCCAGCAAAGGAGAAAGGAGGAUCCGUGUCCACACCUUGUGUCUCCCGGUGGUCAACUCUCUGUCAGACAUCUUCGCUGGAGCUGAUGUUCAGGCCAUCACUGGCCUGCUGGCUUGCAUGGCUGUGGACCGCUCGGCGACGGCCAGCCUGAGCGACGCCAGAGACGCGAUGACCAACGCCGCCAUCGACUCGCUGACGUCGUUCCGCCAGUCGGUGCUGAGCAUCCAGCAGCCCGGCCUGCUGGCGCCCGCCUGCCUCCGACUCUUCCCCCUCUUCAUCCUCGCGCUGCUCAAACAGAAAGCCUUCAGGACGGGCACCAGCACCAGGCUGGAUGAACGCUUGUUCGCCAUGUGUCAGCUGAAGUACCAGCCGCUGGUCUACUCCAUGCUGAUGAUCCACCCGGCUCUGUACCGCGUGGACAACCUCAGUGACGAGGGCGCCCUGAACAUCAACGAGCGGACCGUCCCACAGCCCCCGCUGCUGCAGCUGUCCGUGGAGAAGCUGAGCAGGGAGGCUGCGUUCCUCAUGGAUGCCGGAACGGUGAUGUAUCUGUGGGUGGGACGGAGCUGCCACCCGGGCUUCCUCACGCAAGUCCUGGGAGUCGCCAGCUACGCCGCCGUGCCCGACAACCUGUAUCUGCUCCCAGAGCUGGACACCGCCGAGUCGCAGAGAACCAGAGCUUUCAUCGGCUGGCUGAGGGACCAGAGGCCGUUCUUCCCCCCCCUGCAUGUCAUCAGGGACGAGAGCCAGCUGAAGCCCAUGUUCAUGCAGAACAUGAUCGAGGACCGGACGGAGUCAGCCCUGUCGUACUAUGAGUUCCUGCUCCACCUCCAGCAGCAAAUCUCCAAAUAAUCGUGUGCGUGCGUGUGUGCGUGUGUGUGCGUGUGUGCGUGUGUGUGCGUGUGUGCGUGUGUGCGUGUGUGCGUGUGUGUGCGUGUGUGCGUGUGUGCGUGUGUGCGUGUGUGCGUGUGUGUGCGUGUGUGUGCGUGUGUGUGUGUGUGUGUGUGUGUCCUUCUCCACCAUCUCAAAAGAAAUCUGAACUCGUUACUUAAAUCAUCCAACGGGAGGAAGGAGCCAACGAGGCCACGUUUUGAAGGAGUAAUGAGAGGGGGGGGGGGGGGGUCUAAGAUGGUGUUUAUGUACGUCAAAGAUUGAAUGAAUCAGUGUUUAUUCUCGUAGAACAAUGCUGUCUUACUGAUCCUUCAGAUUGGGCCCACACAAACUGAAGUGUAUUCGGUCUUUUACUAGAACCCGCGGUGUGUGAUUUGCGUUGGGAUGUCUGCACUUAAGACUGUUAAAGAGCGUCACAUGACCUCCAGCGACUCCUCAUAUCCAACCCAAGGACAGGACCUGUGCGCCGUUUUUUUUUUUUCUUUUCUACAAGUUUCUCAGUCAUUAUAAUUGUGUUGAAGAAAAUAUUAAUCUGUAGACUUUUGUUGAAUGUGUGGAUUUAUCGAUCCGAUGUUUUCUUCACAAUCUCAUCGUUUGAUUUUUUUUUUUUUUUUUUUUGGA
Molecule: messenger RNA, 4399 nt
Organism: Pungitius pungitius (ninespine stickleback)
Lineage: Eukaryota; Metazoa; Chordata; Actinopteri; Perciformes; Gasterosteidae
Gene: sec24a
Product: SEC24 homolog A, COPII coat complex component
Exons: 23
Coding region: 350-3739 (1129 amino acids)
Biological process (GO): COPII-coated vesicle cargo loading; intracellular protein transport; endoplasmic reticulum to Golgi vesicle-mediated transport
Cellular component (GO): endoplasmic reticulum exit site; COPII vesicle coat
Molecular function (GO): zinc ion binding; SNARE binding
Source: RefSeq, a predicted model, not a curated record